AUGGUAUGGGAUGGAGGGAGUGCCUUCGACAAAGAGAUGUGCACAGGGGCAAGCUCCCAUGCACAGCGCUUGGGCAUGGAAGUUCUGGAUAACAUGAGCGUCGCAGAACAGGCCAUCAUGCCACAAAUGCGACAGCUUAAGGCUGCAGGUCCCGACUUGCUCAUAGCCUGUGGCAAUUUGCGCAGCGCCGAACAGAUUCUCGUUUCUGCCAGUACCUUGGGCUUCAUUCCGCACGGGAUCGCUCUCACUGCCGUGUCUACGAGGGAAGCGGUGCGCUCCAUCGGAGCCCAUCUCGCGAACUACGUGUUGAGUCCGCUGACCUGGGAACCUUCGGCUUCCCAGAGCUGCCCUGUCUUUGGUUCUGCACGGGAUUUCGCGGAUGCCUAUCGAUCAAAGUUCGGGGAGGAGCCACUGCCGGUCAGUGCUGCAGCCGCAGCAGGGGGCAUCGCUCUCUUGGCAGCCAUCAAGACUGCGAGCAGCCUGGAGCAAGCUGCGGUGCACGAGGCAUUGCUCGCGCAAGAGCAGCAGACCUGCUACGGACGACUGGCCUUCAGUAUGGAUGGUCUUAGACAGAAUCCCACAACACUGGUGCAACAGGUUCAGCCACUGGAUGAGGACCAGCCAAAAAUGGAUCGUUGGACCAGUUCGCAAAUUGUUACGGUCGGUGAGGAGCAGCCGCUGACUGGCUGGCCUUUGCCAACUUGGGCACAGAAGGAAAUCGACGUGUACCCGUGCAAUCCUGGACAAGCCGUGGUCCUGGACAUCGGCGGCAACGCCACGACCUGCGCGGAGUGCCCGGCGGGACGGUUCCGCACACCCCGAUCAGUGGAAUGUGAAGAUUGUCAGCCAGGAACGUACGGCAUGCAGCCGGGUAUGAGCCAGUGCGAUGUAUGCCCAUCUGGAGCUGCAUGUCCGGGCAAUUCCGAGGUGGUCGCCAAACCAGGCUUCUAUCAGCUUCCGGCAGCUUCCUUGGAGGGCGCUUUCGUGCCGUGCUACCCACCGCAGCUGUGCAUCGGAGAGAACCAGUGUGCAGAGGCUCACCACGGCAUCUUGUGCCAGAGCUGCGAGCUCGGAUUCUCGAAGCCUCUCUGGGGCCUGAAGCGCGACAAGUGCUCCAAGUGCCCAAGUCAACGAGUCACCAUUGGAAGCAUCGUGCUGACGAUCAGUGUCUACGUGCUGUACAUCUGGUUGAUUGUGAAGGGAACGAAGUCCGCAUCACAGUCGAUGAGAGCUUUGCCUUCGGUGAUCCUGAAGAUUGGUGUGAACUACAUGCAGUUUGCCGGCACCGCCUUUGAGGCCACGAACUUCAAAGGAAUGGUGUCGGCGGUCUGUGGGGAAGCCUCUGCCAGCUGGAUCUUCCCAGUUGUGGCUUUGCCCGAAAGGCUGCAGUAUCCGCUGACCACCUUGAUGAGCCUGGAUUGCAUACUGCCAGAGGAGAGCGACGUGCGACCUUAUCAGGUCGAAAUCCUAGUGGGCUUAUUCUUGAUGCCGGCAGCCUUCUUCAUCAUGACGAUCUUCGCGUUUAUCCGGAAGGACUGCAUUGGCCAACGACUUAUGCCAUGGCUCCGGCGACAGCGAGCACGCUACAAAGCGAGGAGGCAAAUGCGUGAGGCGGAGCUUGGGGUCAUCCAGGAAGCUGCACAUGAGGAGGAGGGUGGCGAGCCCAGCUGUCGAAUCUCUGUCCCGCUCUCUCCGUCCUCGGGCGCAUCGCCAACGCGUCGGGAUGCUCGCACGCCCACGUCACCGACCUCGCCAAAUUCUCUUAAACAGCCCCCAAUGGUUUCAUUGGCACCUCUCCGACCUCACCUGCUACGUGACGUCAAGCUAUUGCAGCAUGUCAUAGGCAUCUCUUCAGCGGAGGCGGCUGCGCUCUUCUCCAGAGUUUCAGACAUGGCAGCCUUUGCUUUGGCAAAGCUGUGUGCCGAGAUGAGAGCUGGGAAGAUUGGAGAGUCGGAUCUGGAGCUCUUUGGGUCGCCUGGGGCAGCGCUUGGCAUCCGGACUCUGCGGCACACGCUUCCUGGUCAAUUGCUGGGCUUCUACCCGGGAACCGUGAUGGAUGCGUCUGAGCCCAAUCUUCCGAAGAGCGACAAGCUGUUUGCAAAUGAGUACAAUGGAGUGUAUCUGGACGGCAAGGGCUGGUUGCCUGCACAUUGGCGUGACCAUCAUCUACUUCAAGGUGAGCCUCGAGCCAUUUGGCAUGGCAACCGGCUGGCUGUUGGGAAUCUUCUGAACCAUCCACCUGCGGGCAUCCUUCCGAACUGCAUGCCGAUGGCAUUUCGAUGGCCGACAUGGUCAGAGCUGGGUGAGGAGAGCCCCGCUCUUUGGGCACGGCUUCUUCCUCAUGUCUUCAUGCGGCACGGGCAAGUCGUGCAAACAGCCAGCGGACGAAAAGAUGACGAGGCUGCUGUGAAGUUCCCCGCUUGGCCCUACAUGGGCAUGGCCUUCAUCACUGUGCUAGAGGUUCGCCCGGGAGAGGAGCUCUUCUGGAACUAUCGGCUGCAUCCACGAGACGGCCAGGGUUCCCAGAAGUUCCCGACUUGGUAUUCGCCGGUGGACGAAGAAGCUCUGGAGUCGGCUGUUCUCGCCUGGAAAAAGAUGCGUGCGGCUUUUCGGGGCUCGGACAUGUCCUUUCGGCGAGGACUAUCCACUCACGCCGAUGCCGGGGCCUUGGAGUUUGAGAAGCCGUGGUGUUGCAAGGUAACUUACACAUUCAUGCCACCUAUGCUUGUGUCGCGGUCACCGGGCACCGGCUGCAGGUCUGCCUAUGGUACGGCUUCUCCAGCCUCCCCUUGGCGGCACUGCCGAACGGAGGAUGCAAUCUCGAUUCUUGAGAAUCUGGUCAUUCUUGCCUUCUUGCCACCAUGA
Molecule: messenger RNA, 2865 nt
Organism: Symbiodinium sp. CCMP2592
Lineage: Eukaryota; Dinophyceae; Suessiales; Symbiodiniaceae
Source: the annotation of a GenBank genome assembly